UCGCUGGGGUUUCCAGUUUCCAAACCUGAUGUGAUCUCGCAGCUGGAACGAGGGGAAGAGCUGUGGAUCAUGGACCUCCAGGGUUCUAAGAAAGAAGAGCUCCCGAGAGGUGAUGGGAUAGUGAGUGAGAAUGAGGACGAAAAACCCCAGCAGGAAGAUGCUGAGCAAGUAGAACCACAUGGAACGUUAUCAGGAAGAUCCAAAGGUCAUGUUUCCGGGAGUUGUGAACUCCCAGAAAAAGCAAAAGCCUGGGAGAGUCAGCACAGGCUAGAGGAAAACUUCAGUAGCCACUCAAACCUUAUUGGAAAUGAGAGAAUCAACUUGGAAGAGACACACUAUGCAUGCCAUGAGUGUGGGAAAAGCUUCAAUGGGAAUGCUGCCCUUAUCACACAUCACACAAUCUACACAGGUUGUUCUGGGUACAGCCUCUCCCCUCCCUCCACGAAAACCACGGCAGACAGCCGCUUCGCGCCUUUUUUCCUGGGUGAACACAGCAGAUGCUAUACCACGGCAAGCAUGGAGCCCGCUCAGCUCAAGACAGCAGUCAUGAAUAUUGUAAAUACCUUGCGCAUUAUCGUGCAGUUUAUGCUGAACUAGGACCAGAAAACGAGG
Molecule: messenger RNA, 612 nt
Organism: Malaclemys terrapin pileata
Lineage: Eukaryota; Metazoa; Chordata; Testudines; Emydidae
Product: zinc finger protein with KRAB and SCAN domains 7-like
Exons: 4
Coding region: 70-597 (175 amino acids)
Source: RefSeq, a predicted model, not a curated record